Messenger RNA from Xenopus laevis (African clawed frog), 1752 nucleotides. It is a transcript of the gene stk25.S, whose product is annotated as serine/threonine kinase 25 S homeolog. The record is from RefSeq and is marked provisional. NCBI's taxonomy places the organism in Eukaryota, Metazoa, Chordata, Amphibia, Anura, Pipidae. Gene Ontology annotation, molecular function: nucleotide binding; ATP binding; protein serine/threonine kinase activity. Gene Ontology annotation, cellular component: Golgi apparatus; cytoplasm.
CGUGUGUAUGUAGAGAUGUAGUGCUCUGGUUUGCAGGGUGCUGCUUCUGUAAGUUUCUCUAUUAUUAACCCUAUGGGAAAGCUUUUUCUUUACAGUAUAGUGACGUAUGGUGGACUGUCCCCUGCCUCCUCCUCCUCCUCCAGAUGCUCCAGGGAGUCUCCUGUGUGGGAUCCAAAACAGUGUUAAAGAGUGACAAGACAUGGUGUCAGCAGCUGCAGAGCAACAAACAGGGAUCUACAAGCAAAGCACCACACACAUAGCUCCAGGAUGGAUCCUGAGCGUCUUUUCACCAAGCUGGAGCGCAUUGGGAAGGGCUCAUUUGGAGAGGUGUAUAAGGGCAUAGAGAAUCGCAGUAAAGAAGUUGUGGCCAUCAAAAUUAUUGACCUGGAAGAGGCAGAGGAUGAAAUUGAGGAUAUUCAACAGGAAAUUACAGUGCUGAGCCAGUGCGACAGCCCAUAUAUCACUCGCUAUUAUGGAUCUUACCUAAAGGGAUCGAAGCUGUGGAUAAUAAUGGAGUAUUUGGGAGGAGGUUCUGCUCUGGACCUGCUGAAACCAGGCCCUCUGGAAGAGGCCUAUAUUGCCACCAUACUGCGAGAAAUCUUAAAGGGACUAGACUAUUUGCAUUCGGAGAGGAAGAUCCAUCGAGACAUUAAAGCGGCAAAUGUGUUGUUAUCAGAGCAGGGUGAUGUGAAGUUGGCAGAUUUUGGUGUAGCAGGUCAGCUGACUGACACCCAGAUAAAGAGGAACACUUUUGUGGGAACCCCAUUCUGGAUGGCACCUGAAGUUAUCAAGCAGUCUGCCUACGACUUCAAGGCAGACAUCUGGUCUUUGGGGAUCACAGCUAUUGAGCUGGCCAAAGGAGAGCCCCCGUACUCAGACCUUCACCCUAUGAGGGUCCUGUUCCUGAUUCCUAAAAACAGCCCUCCGUCUCUCCAGGGCCAGUACAGCAAACCAUUCAAAGACUUUGUUGAGGCGUGUCUGAACAAGGAUCCUCGAUUGAGACCUACAGCACGGGAGCUGCUGAAACACCGCUUCAUAAUAAGAUACACUAAGAAAACAUCCUUCCUUGUGGAACUGGUGGAAAGAAACAAGCGCUGGAAAUCCCAGGGCCACCGUGAGGAUUCUAGCUCAGAUGAGUCUGACAUGGACAAUGAAGAUGAGCGGAAUCAAAACCAAACUCCCAUCUGGUCAUUUCCAGAAACCAUCUGUGCCAAGUCCAUGAGCCGAAUGCAGUGGGGCUGUCAAAAGCCAGCAGAAGUCAUUCAUCGAUUGCCGCGGUCACGUUGUCUAUCCGCCCUUGUAACACCAGUAUUCCAAGAGCUAAGAGAACAGCGAAGUGCAGGGGCAUUUGGUUCGGUGCAGGAGCUGGAAAAUGCGUUUAGCCUGGCAGAGGAGUCGAGUCCUGGAAUUACAGAUUUGCUGAUUUCUCACCUGGUGCAGCGAGUGCAGAGGUUCUCCACGGCACCAUGAAUUCUACAUCCAGCCAAAAGCAUGUGCCAUGGAAUUCUGGGACUGUACUGUGACAGCUCAGAUAUACAAACUACGCCAUAACAUAUUAAAGAAUGUAUCCAUUAUUUUUCAGAAGCAGUUUCUCAUGAGCCACUCUGUUAUGUACAAAUAAACUGACAUUUCAUACAGAUGUUUUUGGAAGAGGUAUGUCUUUUUCCUACCUUAAUUAUAAUGUGACUACUUUGGGUAAGUUGGAACUAGUAGAAAUGCAAAUAUUUAAACAAUAACCACAAAAUAUCACAA